AUGACGCAAAUACAAAAACAACAGGAUAAAAACAGGUUGACAUUAUUUAAGAAUCAAAUUAUAUUAAUUAGAAAUUUAAGUCACAAUAUAUAUGCUGAGGAUUUUUCAGAAUUUGGUGUUUAUGAAGGUAUAUCAAAUAUUCCUCCUAAACCGGAGAGAGAAAAAGAUUUUUCUUCAACUUUAAAGACUUAUCUUACGAAAAAAAAGAAUCGAAGUCAAAGAGAUCAAACCGCGUCUCGCGAGGUUCGUGCCUCUGCCGUUGAAGCCUUUACCAUAAAUGGUUUAAAGGAAGAAAUACGACAACGUGAGGUUACGCUGGAAGCCUUAAAUAAAAGGAUUAAAGGCAUAGAGUCUGAAAGGGAUCGUGCCCAAAUUGAAUUAGAUGAAGCUCAAGCUCAACUUAAGUAG
Molecule: messenger RNA, 408 nt
Organism: Scutellospora calospora
Lineage: Eukaryota; Fungi; Glomeromycota; Glomeromycetes; Diversisporales; Gigasporaceae
Source: the annotation of a GenBank genome assembly